Messenger RNA from Protopolystoma xenopodis, 237 nucleotides. Lineage: Eukaryota; Metazoa; Platyhelminthes; Monogenea; Polystomatidea; Polystomatidae. The record is from the annotation of a GenBank genome assembly.
AUGAGCGACGGCAGCCGCAAAGCAGUUAUUAAGAAUGCUGACAUGUCAGAGGAAAUGCAGCAGGAUGCCAUUGAAGUAGCAACUCACGCAUUUGAAAAAUUUAACAUAGAAAAAGACAUCGCGGCAUAUAUCAAAAAAGAAGUAAGCGAUUUUUACUUUCACUACCUUUGCAGUUCGACAAACGCCACGGCCCUACGUGGCACUGUGUUGUUGGCAGAAACUACGGGAGUUAUGUAA